AUGAACCUGAGGAACACUCUGGAAUCCAAUCAGGAUUCCAAUCAGAGAAGACUCAGGAUGAGUGUUCACAACCCUCCCAGACUUGUGACCUUGGCAGCAAUUGGCCUGCUGAGAGACGAGCCCUCAGCCAUCUCCGCUUUGGAGUGUCUGCCCAGAGAGCUCUACCCGCCAGUCUUCAUGGCUGCCGUCUUUGGCCGACGCAGGGAGACCCUGAAGGCCAUGGUGCCUGCCUGGCCCUUUGCCUGCCUGCCUCUCGGGGGCCUGAUGCAAAAGCCCCACCAAGGAACCUUACAAGCAGUGCUGGAUGGCCUUGAUGUCCUGCUUGCCCAGAAGGUUCACCCCAGGAGGUGCAAGCUGCGAGUGCUGGACUUAAGGAAUACCGGCCAGGACUUCUGGAACAUGUGGUCUGGAGGCAAGGACCACAUGCCCUCAAGCUCACUGCUGGCCCCAGUGGCUGAGGACAUGUCCAGGAUAAGGCACGCCUUGACUCCCUUAGAAGUGUACAUAGAACUUUGUCUUGAGAAAAAGCCCCUGGAGAAAUUCCUCACCUACCUCUUCAGGUGGGUGGAGCAACGAAAAGCCUCCAUACACCUGUGCUGUAAGAAGAUGAAGAUUAUUUCAAUGUCCAAGGAAAAUAUGAAGGAAGUUCUCAGGAUGGUGAAGCUGGGCUGUGUACAGAAGGUGAAACUGAGUUUCACCCAGAAGCUGUCGACCCUGGCCCAGUUUGCUCCUCUCCUGGGUCAGAUGAGCAACGUUCAGAGUCUCAUUUUCUCCCACAUUCGUGGGUCUGCUGUUGAGGAGCAGGACCAUCAGGAUCUUCUGCAAUUGACCUCUCAGAUCCUCCAGCUGAGGGACCUCCGGGACCUCCGUAUGGAAGCUCCAUCUUUCCUUGAAGGCUGUCUGUACCACAUGCUCAGGUGCUUGAAGACCCCCUUGGACAACAUCUCAAUCACCAACUGCCUGCUUACAGAAUCAGACCUGACCCAUCUGUCUUGGUGUCCAAAACUCUGUCAGCUGAAGGGCCUGAAUCUUAGUGGUGUUACCCUGACAGACUUUAGUCCCGAGCUCCUUCUAGUUCUGCUGGAGAAAGUUGCAGGCACUCUGGAAGAACUGGACUUAAAUCUGUGUGGGAUCACGGACAUCCACCUCAUGGCCUUUUUGCCUGCCCUGAGCCGCUGCUCCCAGCUCAGGAGCCUCAGCAUGUGUGGAAACCUCAUCUCCAUGGCCAUCCUGGAGAGUCUCCUGCGUCACACUGACAGGCUCCCCGAUUUAAGUUUAGAGCUUUAUCCGGCCCCUCAGGAGAGUUACAGCUCUCUGGGUGUCCUUCACUUGGAGAGACUUGCUCAGAUAAAGGCUGAGCUGAGGGUGAUCCUUACAGACUUAGAACGUCCCAGGAAGAUCUGGACUGCUUUGUUUCGGCUCCGCUGGGUCUUCCCUGCUGCAGGCUUCCUCGAGCUGCGGUGCACACGGCUGCCCCUCCUCGCGGUGCCCGGGCCUCCGCUGCGGUGCGUCUCUCGUUCUGGAGCACAGGCUCCAGCCCACAGGCUGAACAGCUGCCACCCGUGGGUUCAGCAGUUGCCGCUCACGGGCUUAGUUACCCUGCGGCGUGAGACGUAUUCCUGGGCCAGGGUUGAACUGGCAUCCCCUGCAUUGUAA
Messenger RNA from Dama dama (fallow deer), 1656 nucleotides. RefSeq names its product PRAME family member 8-like. Lineage: Eukaryota; Metazoa; Chordata; Mammalia; Artiodactyla; Cervidae. Gene Ontology annotation, cellular component: cytoplasm. The transcript is spliced from 5 exons. The coding region runs from base 1 to 1656 and encodes 551 amino acids. The record is from RefSeq and is a predicted model, not a curated record.